AUGCGCCUUUCCAGAAAGCGCAACUCCAUCUUUAUGGCAGCGGCAGAACUGGCAGCUCUAACCUCUGACAUAAAGGGCAGCAAAAAGACGGGGUCAGGAACACGGAUGAUGGGGUAUGAAGUGUACGAUGUAGACGGAGAGACGCUAUCUGAUCUUGUUCCUCGUUUAAACUGCGCUACGAAACGUGAAAUGGCGGUGGACCGGGAGUCGUACGCGGCCUCGUUUUUUGGAGUAUCCCGUGAAGCUCCGAAGGCUAAACGAGAACCGCGUUCUGUCUACGGAGAAUGUGACGAAACGGAUCACGAUACCCGAAAGAUGAACUGUUAUGAAGAGUUAAGUUUUGAGCGACCUGAAGACAGGGAGUUUUAUCAACGGAAACUGUAUGGCACGGCGUUUGUGCCGCAGAAUGUGCGUGGCUGGAUAACGCUGAUUGUCCGAAAUGCGCGCUUUGAGCGCAAGGCCACGGGGAUCCGGUUCAAUCAGGAUCGUGAUCGGGAGGCGUUCGCAGCAACACUGAGCCAGCGGUAUACUCUGAAGAAGUCAGUGCCGCGGUGUGACAUACCUCGAGAAAACUGGCAGAAGCUGAUGAGGAAUGAGCCGGCUACGGUGUACUUGCACUACUACAACCGCGAGGACGCUGGGCGAGCAGCACAAGUGUUUCGUGAUGAUCUUGGACAACCUCUGCAGAUUCGAUGGGAGCUUAAAGCUGGGUCGAGAAUUAGAAGAUGCUCUUCUCUUGCCGCCCGGUCAACGCCCCAACUAUCUCCACGCCGCUCUUGCUCCAGUGAGCGAAGUGCUCCAGAGCCGUCCCCUCUUCCUUCGCAAAAUGGCAGCGCGCGAAAUACCCCGGUGUGGCGACGAGAGCGCGACGCAACUUUGAAAAGGAAGAUACGGGCCAUCCUUGACUGGCAACAAGCGGUCACAUGA
Phytophthora infestans T30-4 is the source of this 927-nucleotide messenger RNA. RefSeq lists its product as uncharacterized. Bases 1 to 927 code for a protein of 308 amino acids. Lineage: Eukaryota; Oomycota; Peronosporomycetes; Peronosporales; Peronosporaceae. The record is from RefSeq and is a predicted model, not a curated record. The transcript has 2 exons.